Gossypium raimondii (Peruvian cotton) is the source of this 1286-nucleotide messenger RNA. RefSeq names its product reticulon-like protein B11. Bases 105 to 728 code for a protein of 207 amino acids. The transcript is spliced from 6 exons. NCBI's taxonomy places the organism in Eukaryota, Viridiplantae, Streptophyta, Magnoliopsida, Malvales, Malvaceae. The record is from RefSeq and is a predicted model, not a curated record.
AGGACCUUCCUUCGUUUUUGUUUCUCCCUCUCCUUCUCCCUUUUUUCUCCUUUCUCCCUGAUAUCAAAUUGCAGAAGAAACGAAAUUCAGCAAUCGCCCGCCCCAUGGGAGAUUCCAGCCUUGCACUUGGUACAUCAGUUCAUAAAGCGCUUGGUGGCGGCUCAGUUGCUGAUGUGCUAUUGUGGAGAAAAUGGCGUGGCGGAGCUGUGAUGCUAGUCUCGGCAACGACGAUGUGGUACUUAUUCGAAGUAGCCGGUUAUAAUUUCUUAACUUUCGUGGCCAACGUGUUAUUGCUCCUUAUUGUUAUUCUCUUCUUGUGGGCCAAAUCUGCUUCACUUCUCAACAGACCUUUGCCGCCAAUUCCUAAUAUGGAAAUUUCUGAGAGAACGAUUGGGAUUGUCGCGGAUGAGUUACAAAUAUGGCUUAAUUGUGUAUUGUCAAUUGCACAUGACAUUACCAUCGGCAGAAAUUUGAAAGUUUUUCUUAAGGUUGCCCUUAGCUUGUGGUUUGUAUCAUUCAUUGGUAGUCUCUUCAACUUCCUCACUCUGGUCUAUAUUGGAGUUAUUCUUAUUUUAUCAGUCCCUUUGGUAUAUGAAAAGUACCAGCCUCACAUUGAUGAGAAGCUUUCUGUAGCGCACAGAGUCUUUCAAGAGCAGUGCAGGAAACUUGAUGAAACGGUCUUAAGUAAGCUUCCAUUGCCCUCAAACAAGGAAAAGAAGAUGCAGUAGGUACCAAGUGAGAAUCCCGUAUUCUCAUUGUCUCAAAUUGAAUAAUUAGCAACAAGUCAUCUAGAGGGGUGUGAUGUCCAGAUCGAUUGUCUUGUUUGAACUCAGUUGUCGGCUCCACUUGCAUCUCUCUUUGUUUAUCAAUCUCUCCCUCUCUCUCCCUCUCUCCCUCUCUCUCUCACUUACUUUAUGCAGGGAAUUCAGGUGGUUUAGUGAGACAAGAGGCAUAGAAUUGGGUUUUGAAGAUGUGAAGCACUUGAUUUCUUUUUGCUCGAUGCCAUCGAUAUUCCUUAUACUAGUUGAGUUUCUUUAGGAGCUGCUGGACUAACCUUGAUAACUUAUAUUGUUGGGAGAAGAUUCAACUUUUCUUUUUUUCCUUUCUUUUUCCCACUUAUGGGAACCCUAUAUUCUUGAUUUUUAAGUCUUGGCCUGCAGUUUAUACGUUUGUGGUUAUAUUUUUUUGUUUUUUUCAUAUUCAUUUGUGGAUUGGGGAAAGAUAUCCUCCAGGGGCGGAGGAAGCUUGUUUGUGGCAAUGAAAUCCAAGCUUAUACAUUUCUCUUA